UACUGUGUUUGUACUUGGGUUUAUACAUGACACGCUGAUCCUUUUGUUUAUUUACUGUACAUAGAUUAUUGUUGUGGUCAUUAGUCAUCACCAAUGUUAACUGAAUUGUUGACUUCAAUUUUAAUGUAUUGCCACGCUGAACGACGAAGAAACAUGGGCGAUGGCGGUCAGGCCUUUCAGCUGAUGAAACACAAAUGCACGAGCAUCUUGUUUCAAUGAUGUUUCUGCCUUUCGAAUCUGUAUGGAUACUAUUUGUUUGCUAAAAGCUGAUUCCAAUAAAUUAUAGAUGGAGAGAAAUUCCAGAUUUCAUCUUAAUGUUUGUCUUUUUGUCCGCCCCAGUACAGAUGCGUUCGAUACAAACGCAAUGAUGUUUCUGAUAUAUAUUUCAUGCAGUUUGAACCCUCAUGGUGAUGCCAGCAUAUCGGAGCACUUAGCCUGCUCCAUUAGUAGUAUUUUGUGUUCCAUUAGUCAGUCAAUGUGUCACACCUGCAGAGAGGGGAUUAUAAUCCUUACAUCAUCUCCUACAACACCUAUAAAAAUCCCCCUCUGGCUAAUGCACCACAUGCAAACAAGGAAAAUACAGAGCUCUAAUGGAAGCGAGCAGCAGAGUGAUGGUGCAGGUGUUGUUCUUGGCGUUGGUGGUCCAGGUCACCCUGUCCCAGCACUGGUCCUAUGGAUGGCUACCAGGUGGAAAGAGAAGUGUGGGAGAGCUGGAGGCGACCAUCAGGAUGAUGGGUACAGGAGGAGUGGUGUCUCUUCCCGAAGAGGCGAGUGCCCAGACCCAAGAGAGACUUAGACCAUACAAUGUAAUUAAUGAUGAUUACAGUCGUUUUGACCGAAAAAGAAGGUUCCCUAAUAAUUGAAGAGCUACAAAAAAAAGAGAAGAGAAACACGGACUGUAUUUGCAUCUUCAUCAACACCAGUGAUGGAUCGCCCGAGUAAAGGAUACUGACUUCAACAAAUCAUAUUGCACAGAUCAAUUAACGUGUGUGUCUGUAACAUUUAAAUUCAUUUAAAAUUGUAAUAAAGUUUUUGAAAUCUGAUGAAACGAUCAAAUAUUUUUUUGUCAGUGAGAUUGUAAUCUAACUUUGUAGAUCUGGUCAUAAGAAGUGAAAUGAUGCUAUUUAAAUAUU
Molecule: messenger RNA, 1133 nt
Organism: Cottoperca gobio
Lineage: Eukaryota; Metazoa; Chordata; Actinopteri; Perciformes; Bovichtidae
Gene: gnrh3
Product: gonadotropin-releasing hormone 3
Exons: 4
Coding region: 591-863 (90 amino acids)
Biological process (GO): multicellular organism development; reproductive process
Cellular component (GO): extracellular region
Molecular function (GO): gonadotropin-releasing hormone receptor binding; gonadotropin hormone-releasing hormone activity
Source: RefSeq, a predicted model, not a curated record